GGGUAACUGACCUUGGCUGGAUGUGUCGGCGUGUUGCUGGGAGCACCACUGGGAGCAUCACUCGGAACAUCACUGGGAGCAUCACUGGAAGCAGUCUUUGGCACCCUCCCUGGUUCAUUUCGGUUCCAUUUCUCAAACGGUCCUUGUUCUGGCUCUGGCAUCUCGCUCAUUCAGGACCGGGUCUUCCACGCUAUUAUCGGAACGAGCUGCGCAAUGUGCUUGAUCUUCACGCAGAUCCCGGCGCUUGCCAGGAUUCAAAGCCUGCGAUACCUGGGCAGCGGCGUCCUGAUCACGGCGGUAUUUGUGUCGUCUUCGGCCUUUGGGUUUGUCUUCCAUCGCAAUCUCAAGAAGAUCGAGGACCAAAUGAAGGAAAUCUCCCGGCGGCGAUCAAGCUCCGAUGCAACGAGCAUUGUGCUGCUGUGGCUCAAAAUGGUUAUCAUUUCGAUCAUGCUGAUGAGCUUCUUCUGCAUCGUGGUCUACUUUGCGCUUCUGGGCCUGUACCUGGGCGGGAUUUUGGACUUUGACGGGUUCCUGCAGGCCACCACUGCCAUCCAGCUGGCUGGGGUGCCGCUCUACUUUGGUGGAUGCCUCGGAUUCCUUGAGACCAUCUACAUAUCGGUCGAGAAUCUGUUCUGCUACGGCGAUGGUGCCGUCCCAACCAUCAAGUCAACGUACGGGCUGACGACAACCAAACAUGCCACGACGGUGAUACAAAGUCAAGUGGCCGAGAAACCAGAGCAUAACUCGGCCGAUAGUGGACUGAUACCCUGACCCUCCGUCGCCGCUCGACUUGCCCACGUGCUUAUGUACAGUAUAGAUAUAAUCGGUGUUUUCGAUCGGAAUUCCCUGUUCUGGAUGUGGAUGGGACGCGGAGACCUUGGGGCAUCUACAUCGUUGCCCAUGGCACUGCAAAGCGACUCGGUGGUGAAGAGCCCGGGGUCGCGGUUUGCAUCAGAGGACGCAUGUUGGUUGUGCCCAUCGAUGGCGAAGACUCAGGCGCUGCCGAGCGAGCUUCAUAUGAUAACGACCGGGGAGGCAUGUCCCCAGCCGUGCCUCUAACGGGAAAGUGGA
Molecule: messenger RNA, 1071 nt
Organism: Polychytrium aggregatum
Lineage: Eukaryota; Fungi; Chytridiomycota; Chytridiomycetes; Polychytriales
Exons: 2
Coding region: 214-771 (185 amino acids)
Source: RefSeq, a predicted model, not a curated record